Messenger RNA from Paraglomus occultum, 1020 nucleotides. The record is from the annotation of a GenBank genome assembly. NCBI's taxonomy places the organism in Eukaryota, Fungi, Glomeromycota, Glomeromycetes, Paraglomerales, Paraglomeraceae.
AUGGCUGUCGAUGUUCCCAACGAAAUUAUUUCUAAAGUGUACGACGACUUGACGCCAAAUGACUUGUACACGUGCUUGUACAUAAACAAACAGUGGGGUCAAAAUGCGGCCAGAUUACUCUGGGAGACUGCUUCGUUAAAUCCUAAGAAAGCUAAUACACUUAUAUCUCUAAUAGAUAAGCCAUUAGAAUGCAAGGGUCUCAAGCUUCCGGAGCAUAACCCAUCGCCCAUGUUUCCAUACCCAUAUUUUCUUACUAAAUUCAAUGCUUCUGAUUUGCAUAAAACGCUCGAAGAAUGGCUCCAGCAUGAAGAAGGUCUUCAAGACUGUAUUCUACCCUUUGACGAAUGGUUCAGAUUACGAUACGUUCUGGCGGAGAGUCUUCUCAAUCUCUAUCGCAAGUACAAUGCAACCGUGCAAGAAAUCAUGCUCAGUAAUAAUCGGAACAUCUUGUACACAAACGAUGAAUAUUUAAUCACGGCCAUGCGCGAGAAUUUCGAUCCUUUGUUCAUCAGGGCCCAGAAACUGUACGUAAAGGUGAUAACGGGCACUACAAUUAAAAAAUUUUAUGACAGCAUGCGAGAACACUGUCACUCGCUGACGGAGAUAAUAAUUGAAGAAGAAUGGAACAACAACAAGUACGAUGAAUGGAAGGAAACUAUUGCUGGGUUGAUAAAGAGCCAACCGAAUCUGAAAAAGUUUACAUACACCACCCAGCCAUAUAAUGAGGGAAGAUAUAUUAGAAAAAUGAGCAAGAUCUUGUUAAAGUAUGCUUCUUCUUUACAAUCUCUUAUCUUUAAGGAAAUUAUGUUUCAACAUAAAAAAGAACAUAAGAAUCCCUUGGAGUAUUUUGAUCAAUUCCAUAAGUUGGAAUAUAUUGAAUUUAACAGAUGCAUGCAUGUCAAAGGACAACUUGCUUCACCUUUUAGAAAAGGAAUAUUCCCUAAUCUUCAAAAGGUAGAAAUUAUACAAUGUUAUGAUUCUGAUGCUAUUAAGGAAUGGGCUGAGGAAGUCAACAUGUGA